Molecule: messenger RNA, 2187 nt
Organism: Athalia rosae (coleseed sawfly)
Lineage: Eukaryota; Metazoa; Arthropoda; Insecta; Hymenoptera; Athaliidae
Product: tripartite motif-containing protein 45
Exons: 8
Coding region: 402-2147 (581 amino acids)
Biological process (GO): positive regulation of DNA-templated transcription
Cellular component (GO): chromatin; nucleoplasm
Molecular function (GO): zinc ion binding; ubiquitin-protein transferase activity
Source: RefSeq, a predicted model, not a curated record
CUCCCCGGGAGUCAGUCGUCAGUCACGAGUUGAUCGGAGUCGAGUUAACUCGGGUCAUAGAAAAUCUCGAAAUAUUUAUCAAACGAAAAAUUCAUUCCGUAGAAUGAGAAAACAAAAUGUUCGAUGAAUCCUUGGUUUAAGGACCUCAUAUUCGUCACGAUGCUGUUCAUCUUUCUAUUUUUCGAAAAGUGUUAUUAGUGUCAGGGUGGAUUCAAGGUCGCUGUGUUACUUGAUUUACUUGUGGAUCCCAUCGAAGAUCUGUUGCAAAGGAAAAUCAGGAUAACGAUGAGCGUUACGAUAAUGAGGAAAUGAGAGGGGAUUUUUAUGGUAAAAAAUAAUUUGAAUCGGUGCAUCCAACCAUUCAAGAUAUCGGCAUCCCCAUAAGGUCGACGAAGACAGCGAUGAAACCAAAACAACCAACUGCGUCUAUCGACCUCGUUGACAUGGUUAAAAGUUCUGGGAAAAUUCAAGCUCUUGCCAGAGGCUGCUGUGGUCGGGAUGAUUUUUUCGGCAUAGAAAACACGAAUUCUCCUGUAACCAGGAAUCAAAAUUCCAACGGAAAUCACAGGGAAGCUUUCAUAUUCGGUAGUUGGAAGCGUAGAACUAAACGUAGACCAACCGCAACCGCAACCGUCAGACCCGUAUCCAUCAGUGACGAGAACUUCGAGAGGAACAAUAACAACAAUCUUCACGAUAUUGUUAACCACAAUAACAAUCAGACGAACAAACGAGGGAACGUCAUUCCCAGUUCCCAAAGGAGUUCCACUUACUAUCCAUCUUCGUACACUACGAGUGCGACUUCUUCUUUGGGUUUGGAAUGUCGCGUGACUUCUGGAGGAGAUGGGAAUCGAGGGGGUGAGGUCAUUCAAUGGGUGGAAGAGGAAUUUUGGUGUCCGAGAUGCAAUCAAAAAAUGCAGGAACCAAGACUUCUUCCUUGUCUUCAUCCCAUAUGCACACCAUGCGUUGAUCAGCUGGUCAAUCAUGCUCAUUUUUUUCCCGCAGGAGUUUCAUCCCCCGGCUAUCAAGAGGGAUGCGCGAUAUGCGAGAACCCCGUGCCCCUUUUUUUAGGACCCAACAGAGCGCCAUUGCCUCCUCCUCAUUACCCCCUUCAGCAUCGAUUGGUUAUGGAUGCAGUCAGAAGACGACUUGCACAUCAAGUUUUAUGCUGCGACACUUGCCCUGAAGAAGUUCAGGCUUCCGUUCAUUGUCCGGCUUGUCUUCGCAACUUUUGCUCCGAUUGUGGGACUGAACAUCAAGAGCGGGAAGUGAGAGCUUAUAAGGUUCACGAAGUUCGACCGCUAUGGGAAGCUCGAAGAGUUAGAAGAACAGCUUUGUGUCUUGCGCAUCCAACGCACGCUCUUCGGUUUCAUUGUAUUGCCUGUCAACAGGUUACGUGCAGAGAAUGUAUGUGGCGUGGUGCUCACAGAGGACACGCCAGCGAGGGGGCUAGUGGAGCAGGUCGGAGAGCUGCGACUCUGAUUACUUCAGCCCUGCAACGGGCUAGAGGACUUCUUAAUUCUCUUUUGGUUGAAUACAACAGUCAGUUAUUUUCGUCAGGUACUCUUGACCGACGGCAUAGUCUUUACAACACCGCGGUGGACAACGGCGAGAGGUACUCCGAGACACUCGCGAGGGUUUCCCACUCAAGAAGUCGCUCGACUUUGUCGUCGCACACCAAAGAAGCGCGAGAAAGGAUGCAGGAAUUCGCGCGUUUACAAAGAGCUCGACAUUUACUCGACGCGAUAUCGUUGGCUGAAGAACUUCUCGCUGACGGUGCUGACGUUGAAAUCCUCAGCCUCAGUGGUAUCAUUCUGAAACGUUUGAAAAAUCUGGGGGUCAAGCCGAUACCCCCGGAGAAUCGAAACAACGAACACGAGUACAACGAUGCCGGGGGAUCGGACUCUCAGGAGGAAUCGAGUGCGAGAUUAACGCACACAGGUGUUUAUCAUUGCUGUACAUUUUGCUCGAGUGGUGGCAAAAAAGAAGCUUCUUGUGCCUGCGGUGGAACAAUGCCAGGGGGUUACAAGGGCUGCGGGCACAGACACCAAGGUCAUCCAGGUGUCAGCCAUUGGUCAUGUUGUGCUUCGAUACAAAGACACGGAGAGUGUUUGAUGCCAAGGAAAUGUUCGUAUCAGAUAAUUUUAUGAAUUAAAUUAUAUUUAUGUAUAAUACAAUGGUGUACAAAGA